Fusarium oxysporum Fo47 is the source of this 1752-nucleotide messenger RNA. Its product is annotated as lipoxygenase. Gene Ontology annotation, molecular function: oxidoreductase activity, acting on single donors with incorporation of molecular oxygen, incorporation of two atoms of oxygen; metal ion binding. The record is from RefSeq and is a predicted model, not a curated record. The transcript is spliced from 3 exons. NCBI's taxonomy places the organism in Eukaryota, Fungi, Ascomycota, Sordariomycetes, Hypocreales, Nectriaceae. Gene Ontology annotation, biological process: lipid oxidation. The coding region runs from base 1 to 1752 and encodes 583 amino acids.
AUGCUCUUAAAUAUCGCGUUGCUAUUGAAUGUUGCUGGGGCCAUCGCAACAGCGAAUCGGCCACGACCGUUUUCACUCCCGUCGAGCAACGCUUCAGGCCGAGCUGCCGCGAUUGAAAAAACGCGUCAAGGUUUCCAGUACGGAACGGAUGAUACCCUCAUCGGUGUUAACCCAUGGCCCUCGGGACCACUCGGAAAAAAGUCCGUCAAGGCGCACUACAGUGCUUUUGAAGUAGCUGAGACACCUGUCUACAAGCAUGUUGAAGAGGAUGCUGCCCACGCCCAAGCGUCCCUAAAUGGGACCCUCCACUUAGACUCGUUCGAAGAUUAUCUGAAGCUAUACGAUGGUCAGUGGCAGAACAGCGUUCCAGACGGGCUCGCUGAAGGAGUCCUUCGCAAUGCCAAGUCCGAUCUGUCUUUUGCAAUGGAGCGCCUCUCAGUACACCCUGAAAGUCUACGACGAGUCAGACCAGAUGAGCGCGUAUCACUGCGCAUCGAAGAAAAGCUUGCACGGAAGAUCACGACAAAGACACAGCGUUCUCUCCAGAAAGAAGGGCGUUUAUUCAUCGUCGAUCAUAGCAGUCUGGCGAAUCUGACUUUGACAAAAGGCCGCUAUGCUGGUGCUUGUGAGGCGCUGUUCUUCAUUCACCCUACUACAGGGGAAUUCUUACCACUAGCUAUUCGUCCCAACAACGGCUCACCUUUGAUCUACACUCCUCUCGAUGAAGAAAAUGACUGGAAUCUAGCUAAGAUACUGCUUAACAUGAAUGAUGUCUGGCAUAAUCAGUGGUAUCACCUCGCCGCAGCUCACAUCUCUUCCGACCUCAUCUACAUGUCAGCUACCCGGUCAUUCAGUGACAUGCACCCAGUCUGGGGUCUGGUCCGUCGCUUGGGCGUCAACUCUUUCGCAUACCGGGUGGGAGCUAGCACAUCCCUCGUCAACCCCGGCGGCGACAUCGAAAAGAACUUUGCUUGGAAUGGCGACCAAGCAAUCAAGUACAGUAAACAGGUUUGGCAUUCCGAAUGCGCCCCCUGGCAGGCGAAUUAUCUCGAAACAAAGCUCAAGCGACGGGGUUUGAUAAACUGCGAUUACGGUCCUGAGCUGGAGUCAUUCCCAUAUUACGAGGAUGCAUCGGUCAUUUUAGAUGCUCUGCAAACGUUUAUCACCGCGUAUAUUGACGCAUAUUACCCUUCGGACGAUGCCAUCGCCGCGGAUAAUGAGCUCCUCGCUUGGUUCAACGAAGCAGCCAACGUCGCCUCCAUCGUUGACUUUCCGGACUCCAUCACUACCAAAUCGGAAUUGGUCGCUGUUCUCUCUCAUCACGCGUAUCUCAUCUCAAUCCUUCAUGGAUCGCUAAAUAGCAAUAGUCUUGUGCAUUACAGUGCCGUUUUGCCGAUGCACCCGCUGUCACUAUAUCAACCGCUGCCAAAGGACAAGGGCAUCUCUAGCCUCGUGUCAUUUCUUCCAAACCUAGAAGCCUCGAUACAGCAGAUCGCGCUCGUCACGGCGUUCAACCAAGCACAGAUGGCUGGAACCACCGAUUCGUUACUUUUUCUUUUCGACGAACCUGAGUUCCAUUCCCGCAUCAACAAGGAGGCACGCGCAGCUUCCAAAGUGUAUUCAGCCACUUUAUCGAAGUUCAGUGAGGACGUCAAAGCGAGGAAACUUGAUGGUAAUAGUUAUAGUCAAGGAAUGCCGUUUGUGUGGAAUGUCUUUGAUCCGAAUACGGGACCCGGAAUCCUUGCCGCAUAG